AUGAAUGAAAGAUAAAAGGAACCGAAGAAGAAGAAAGAAAGAAAGGAAAAAAAAAAUAAUGGAGAUGUGGUUCAUCAUCAUAAUCUCUAUCUGUAUCUGCUCUCUUCUAAACUCCAUUUUCUCCCACUUCCGAAGCUCCACAAAACUCCCACCAGGCCCUCCUUCAAUCCCCAUCCUCACAAAUCUCCGAUGGCUCCGAAAAUCCCCUCUUCAAAUGGAAUCACUUCUCCGCACCUUCGUCUCCAAAUACGGUCCCAUCAUCACCCUCCCCAUCGGCUCCCGCCCUGCCGUCUUCAUCGCCGACCGUUCUAUCGCCCACAAAGCUCUCGUCCUCAAUGGCGCUCUCUUCGCCGACCGUCCGCCGGCUCCACCCGUCACCAAGAUUGCUUCCAGUAACCAACACAACAUCAACACCGCUUCUUACGGCCCACUCUGGCGUCUCCUCCGCCGUAAUCUUACUUCCCAAAUCCUCCAUCCUUCUCGUGUCAAAUCCUACGGCCGUGCUCGUAAGUGGGUUUUGGAUGUUCUUAUUAAUCGAUUUGUUUCUCACUCUCAAUCGGGAAAUCCCGUCUGCGUUGUUGAUCAUUUUCAGUACGCUAUGUUCUGUUUGUUGGUGUUGAUGUGUUUUGGAGAUAAACUCAACGAAUCCCAGAUUAAGGAAAUCGAGAACGUACAUCAUACGAUGCUGAUAAAUCUUAGGCGUUUUAAUGUUCUUAAUUUCUGGCCUAUAUUGACCAAGAUUUUACUCCGAAAGCGUUGGGAAACCUUUCUUAAACUCAAGAACAAUCGUGAUGAAGUCCUGAUUCCAUUGAUCGAAGCAAGAAGAAAGGCCAAGGAAAAUAGAGGAGGAGGAGAAGAAGAAAAACAGGACGAAGAAUUCGUGGUGUCGUACGUCGAUACGCUUCUCGAUUUGGAGCACCCAGAGGAAAAGAGAAAGCUCACAGACGAAGAAAUUGUUGCCAUAGCCUCCGAAUUUCUCAACGCCGGCACCGAUACAACAUCCACAGCUUUGCAAUGGAUAAUGGCAAAUUUAGUGAAGAACCCAGAAAUUCAAAACAAGCUUUACGCAGAGAUUAAAGGAGUAAUGGGAGAUGGGUCAAGAGAGGAGGUGAAGGAAGAGGAAUUGGGGAAACUUCCAUAUUUGAAAGCGGUGGUUUUAGAAGGAUUAAGAAGACACCCACCAGGCCAUUUCGUGUUACCACACGCUGUGAAAGAAGAUACAGAGUUGGAGAAUUAUGUCAUACCGAAGAAUGGAAGUGUAAAUUUCAUGGUGGCAGAAAUGGGUUGGGAUCCAAAAGUGUGGGAAGAUCCGAUGGAGUUCAAGCCAGAGAGGUUCAUGAAAGGCGGUGCGGGAGAAGAAGGAGGAGUUGAGUUUGAUAUAACAGGGAGCAAAGAGAUAAAGAUGAUGCCGUUUGGAGCAGGGAGGAGAAUAUGUCCUGGAUUUGGUUUGGCAAUUCUUCAUUUGGAGUAUUUCAUAGGGAAUUUGGUAUGGAAAUUUGAAUGGAAGGGGGUAGAGGGAGAGGAUGUUGAUCUGACGGAGAAGGUAGAGUUCACCGUGGUGAUGGAAAAACCUCUUAAAGCCAACGUAAUUUGUAGAUUCUAAUGUCAUAAAGUUUCCGUAUUCUACUAUAUGAUUAGUUUUGUGUUUUAUGUAUUAUGAUAUCUACGCCAUCAAAUUUGCGAAUGUUUGAUUUUCCCCGGUUCUAUGCGGUAGCUAGUCUUAGGAAAGGAAUGUUUUAGAUUAGUUUGUUUCAAUUUGCAUAAAUGAUAUGAGGUAAGGAUUCAUAGUCGGUUUA
This is a messenger RNA of Cucumis melo (muskmelon), 1796 nucleotides long. Its product is annotated as cytochrome P450 89A2-like. The record is from RefSeq and is a predicted model, not a curated record. Gene Ontology annotation, cellular component: membrane. Lineage: Eukaryota; Viridiplantae; Streptophyta; Magnoliopsida; Cucurbitales; Cucurbitaceae. The transcript has a single exon. The coding region runs from base 5 to 1603 and encodes 532 amino acids. Gene Ontology annotation, molecular function: oxidoreductase activity, acting on paired donors, with incorporation or reduction of molecular oxygen, NAD(P)H as one donor, and incorporation of one atom of oxygen; heme binding; iron ion binding.